Metopolophium dirhodum (rose-grain aphid) is the source of this 552-nucleotide messenger RNA. RefSeq names its product zinc finger MYM-type protein 1-like. The record is from RefSeq and is a predicted model, not a curated record. The coding region runs from base 1 to 552 and encodes 183 amino acids. The transcript has a single exon. Lineage: Eukaryota; Metazoa; Arthropoda; Insecta; Hemiptera; Aphididae.
AUGGGAAAAGAUUGGCAUUCAGUUUUAUCAGUUUGCUUUGAUGGUGCUUCAACUAUGGCUGGUAAAAUAGGAGGCGUGCAGACAAAAUGUAAAGAACAAAAUUCAAAUAUUAAAUAUAUUCACUGUUAUGCUCACUGUCUAAACUUAGCACUUGUUGAUUCAGUAUGUGAUAAAUCAAAAAAUUCCAAAAGAAAUAAAUUAGUAUUCAAUUUUUUUGGAACUAUACAAUUUACCUACAAUUUUAUUGAAAGUAGUGCAAUGAGGCAUGCAAUUUUAGAAAAAAUAUCCAAAGAUGUAGGAAUUAAGUUACUUACAUUAAAGUCGUGUUCUAUUACUCGCUGGGCGUGUCGAGCAGAAGCAGUCAAAUCAGUGCUUAAUAACUAUGAAGUUUUGCUUUUAGCCAUAGAAGAAAUUUGUGAAAGUAGUAGUGUUCCAGAAAUGUGUGCAAAAGGAAUGGGUUUGAAGUAUCAAUUAAAAAGUUUUGACUUUAUUUUUGGGCUGUAUUUAUUGAAUCCUAUAUUAAAUAUAAUAUUAAAGACAAGUUCUUUAUAA